AUGAAAGACAAAAUUCAUGAAGAACUUACUAACUUUCUUUCAGUUAUUUUAGAAGAACUUCUUCUUGAGAAAAAUCAGAAAACAAAUGCGAUUGAUGACUUGUUAAACUCUCAAAGCCAGAUGGGAAGUAUGAAAAAAUGCACUUUUUGUCAAGCCUCUGAUAUCAAUAAUAGGAAACAGGUUUGUCCAAAUUGUCAUAAUAAAUUGCCUACGAUUAGUGAGAUGAAUCAACAAUCUAAUGAACUAUCUACUAUCAAAAAUAUUACUGACAAGUCUCUAAUAGUUCCCAGAAGUUUAAAAGCCACAAGAUAUUCUGAAAGUGAUACCCAAGAACCUCGAACACGUCCUAGUUUUACUACUAAAUCAAGUCGCUAUCGGGCUCAAAUAAGAAAAACCCAAUUUGUAAAUCUGAAAUCUAAUAAUCAUAAUUUUCAAAAUAUAAGUGGAGAGUGGAAAAUAAGUGAAGAGAUAAAACGAUUUAGUGAAAUUGCAUGUAUGAAAAGAAUUGAAUUUAUAAAAGCUAAACUAAUCAACAAAACAGCAUUAGAUAUUUGGUAUCCAAUGCCAAUAACAUGUGAAGAGGCGGAUCAUUAA
Dentiscutata heterogama is the source of this 594-nucleotide messenger RNA. The record is from the annotation of a GenBank genome assembly. NCBI's taxonomy places the organism in Eukaryota, Fungi, Glomeromycota, Glomeromycetes, Diversisporales, Gigasporaceae.